ACUUUCUUCUAUAAAAUAAGAAAGUAAGACUUCUCUAUUCAUCCCUCUCACACUAUCAACAACAUAAACAGGAGAAGAUUUUGAGAUUACAAUUAGCAAAAUGGAGAAAACUUCUCUCAAACUUGUCUUCAUGUUCUCCCUCACAAUCAUAGUCUUUUGUUCGUCUUUAGGUGACGCAAGAGAGAUGGCGAAGGAAGAAGUGAAUUGCAUCGAUGGCAAAUGUCCUGAUGGAAAGAAGAAUUGUAACUGCUUGCCGCCAGUAGCACCUGUAAUGUACUCUUACAAGAUUAAUGCGACUUGCCAUAGAGAUAUUGAAUGCAUCAAGUUCUGUCCUAAAGGCUGCAAGAUUGUUAACUGUAAAUUUGGUAACUGUUUCUGUGAAUGUUAAGAGAUAGAAAACCACAUUAUUUUCUAGGCCUGGACGUUUUUAACUCAACCCGAAGUACAUAUCUAGACCCGAACCGUAAAAACCAAAACCGAAUCCGAACUGUUAUACAAAAAUAUCCGAACGGGACUUAUGAGCUUAGUACUUUGGUGUUUGGUUAUAAUCCGAACCGAACCGACAUCCGAACUAGGAUCCGAAGAUAUCCGAAAUUAGUUAAAUAUGUUA
Brassica napus (rape) is the source of this 610-nucleotide messenger RNA. Its product is annotated as putative defensin-like protein 263. NCBI's taxonomy places the organism in Eukaryota, Viridiplantae, Streptophyta, Magnoliopsida, Brassicales, Brassicaceae. Bases 101 to 388 code for a protein of 95 amino acids. The transcript has 2 exons. The record is from RefSeq and is a predicted model, not a curated record.